AUGAAGCCCCAGGGAGAAUGGGCGGCUGAAAAGCCCGAUAAGGAGAAGUUGGCAAGCGAGCCAACGAUGGUCUCCAUUAAAACAGCAGACGUUAAUUUCCCCGCGAGUAGUAUUAAAUAUGCAGGAACCAAUGUUGUAGAAGGCACAAUUAAAUCAACAGAAGAAGUUGUACAGGAAAUGAGGACUUGGCUAAAGACAGGCAUUGCCCCUGACGGCACGCGAAUGAUGACAGAUGAAGCCUCACAAUGGUAUCAAGAUUUCUAUCAAGCAACAACCAAAGCUGACAGUGAAGAGGAAUGUCUGCCUGAGGGUUCGCUGGUUGAUUAUUAUUAUUGGAGUACCCCGUUUCUUUCACACAUAGGCAAUAUAAAUUUAAUAAUGAUGCAUUCGCAGGUAAAUCUGCGAGACGGUACUCACUUGCCUUGCGAUCGUCUGCGUGAAGCUACGAAAUCGAUGAAGAAUUUAAAUAGGCUGGCAGAGAAGAGAUUAUCAGUUCAAGAAAGAGAGAGAGAAGAGUUUAUUCAGCAAGCUGUUAAUGCACAUAAUAGAGGACACCCUCUAAGAAAAGACGGGCUGUAUACUAAAUACUUCUGGAGGCCUUUGCAUCAACAUACAGUCAAAGAGAUGGAAAAGCUAACAGCAGCAAAAGCAGAGGCAGCAGAAGCAGAAGCAGAACCAGAAGCAGCAGACGCAGACGCAGAAGCUGCUGUUGCAGCAGCAGAAAUUGAAGCAGCAGGAGCUGAUGCACCACCCGAAAGAAUUCCGACGGUUAUUAAAGAAGCACAUCAACAAGCGUAG
Molecule: messenger RNA, 798 nt
Organism: Eimeria acervulina
Lineage: Eukaryota; Apicomplexa; Conoidasida; Eucoccidiorida; Eimeriidae
Exons: 5
Coding region: 1-798 (265 amino acids)
Source: RefSeq, a predicted model, not a curated record